Molecule: messenger RNA, 7242 nt
Organism: Zootoca vivipara (common lizard)
Lineage: Eukaryota; Metazoa; Chordata; Lepidosauria; Squamata; Lacertidae
Gene: SRRM2
Product: serine/arginine repetitive matrix 2
Molecular function (GO): mRNA binding
Source: RefSeq, a predicted model, not a curated record
CCCCUCAUCUCUAUUCCUCUCCCCAGAGCGCUUUAGAAAAUGGCGUCCGACCUUCGCGCUGCUUGCGAUGCAUGCCGGGACUUGUAGUCUUUUCCAUGCCUCGGAGACUAUUGGCGUCAGGGUCUUGGUCGCGAAAGGACUAUGUUUCCCAUAACCCCGCGGGCGAGGAGAGGGACAGACGGGAGCGAAUUGGACGGGAAGGGGGGCGGUUCCGCUUCUCCUCCUCCUUUCCCCCUCCUCCCCUUCACCCUUCGCCUGCGCCGCGGCUGCUGCUGCUGCGUCGGGUGAGGGAGCGCGAGAGAGAGAGAGAGCGAGAGAGUGGCGCAGGCAGAGAGAGCGGCCUCCCUGAGCAGCGCGAGGGAGGCGGGCAUUAGAGGCACCAUUGGUGCUAGCCUGUGAGCGCCAUGUACAAUGGGAUAGGACUCCCCACUCCCCGGGGCAGCGGCACCAACGGUUACGUGCAGCGCAACCUCUCGGCCGUGCGCCACAAGAAAGAUCGCACUGACUACAAGUCAGAAGAGGAGUUGAGGAAGCUGGAGUCAUCCCUGGUUAAAAAACCCAACCAGGACAUCCUGGACCACGAGCGCAAGCGGAAGGUUGAGCUGAAAUGCUUAGAGUUGGCUGAACUCAUGGAAGAGCAGGGGUAUGGAGAAGGGGAGAUCCAGGAAAAGGUAGCCACUUUUCGGAUGAUGCUUUUGGAGAAGGAUGUAGCAGUGGUCAAGGAGGGGGAACAGCAGCAGAAGCCGACUGUCACAGAGACCCAUCAGCUGGCUGAGGCCAAUGAAAAGAAGAACGAGAGGCUCAGAGCUGCCUUUGGAAUUAGUGACAACUAUGUGGAUGGCAGCUCCUUUGACCCCAACCGCAGGGCUAAGGAGGCAGCGGCAGCUGCAGCUGCAGCAGCAGCUAAGCAACAGCAGGAACAGCAAAAGCAGUACAGUCUUGUUAAAGAGUCUAGCAGCUCCCGCUCACCGUCCCCAAAACAGAAGAAGAAGAAAAAGAAGAAAGACAGAGGCAGAUCUGAGAGCAGAUCACCUUCUCGGAGGGAGAGGAAGAAAAGUUCAAAGAAAAAGAAACACAGGUCAGAGUCAAAGAAAAGAAAGCACAGGUCCCCAAGUCCCAAGAGCAAACACAAGUCUAAGGAAAAGAAACGCAGGAGGUCCACUAGUGAGUCCGCAUCUCAGAAAGGCCGACGGGAUCGUUCCUCAUCCCCAGAUGAUUCUUCCUCUUCAGAUGCUUCCUGUAGCAGGUCAGGUAGCACCAUAGCCCAGAAGCGGGCCCCCUUAAGGCGACAGAGCAAGUCUCCCUCAGCACCUUCACGUAAACAAGGGGAAACUGAGGCAAUUUCCAAGAAUCUGCCAGAGAGAACACGCUCAUCUUCUCCUGAGCCUGUCCGGCGGGGCAGGAGCCCAAGCCCUCGAGAAAGCAGAGAAAAGCGGGAGAAAACUAUGUCCAAGCAUUCUCCAGUACGUGAGACCCGCCAGCGCUCUGGCAGCCCUUCUUUAUCUCCUGCCAGAGAGAAGGAAAGAGAGAAGGAGAGGAAGUCUGCUCGGCAUGGGGAUCGGAAAUCCUCUCCAUCAUUUGAGCGGGAUUCAAGGUUCAAGCAUCGCUCUCCAAUGCCAAGUGAUCCUUCUCGGGAAAGAGUCUCGGGGCAGAAGCAUCCCUCCUCGAAGGAGAGUGUCUCCCCACCCCCUAAGAAGCAGACAGAGGAUCAUAAUGGGACUCUACUAUCCAAGGCUAAAUCAUCGACUGACAAGAAGGAGAAUCUGGCAGCUGCCUCAUCUCCUACUUCUAAAGCCAGUGAGAUAAAGUUGAGGAAGGGCUCACCCGAUGGCUCUCCACCUCAGCGCUCUUGUUCUCCUUCAGAGAGUGGUAGCUGCUCCUCUUCUUCUUCCUCCUCCUCUCCUUCCCCAGCAACCAAGCCAGCCCCAGUUUCCCGUAGCUCUUCUCCAGAGGAGCCUCCUAAAAGGCAAGGCAAAGAGAAGACCUCCGCACAGAGAGAGAGGUCUAGCUCAUCCCCUGAAGUCUCCCGCUCUGGGCAAAAGCAGGCUGCCAAGGUCACAUCUCGUCGUGAAUUAUCGGGCACCCCUCCAGCCAGGGGCAACAAGUCAAGGACCAGUCGGAGGGAUAGAUCUCUCUCCCAAACACCCAUUGCUCGAAGAGGUAGAUCUCGGUCACGCACCCCAGCUAAGAGAGGCAGAUCACGCACACCUCCAAGGAGGGGAAGGUCUCGCUCGGCUCAGAGACGUGCUCGAUCCCGUUCACGUACUCCUCCGAGAAGGAUCCGUUCUCGCAGCCCUCAGUGGCGGGGCCGGUCAAGAACACCCCAGCGGUGGGGCAGGUCACGCUCACGAAGUCCUCCUAGAUGGGGCCGAUCACGGACACCUCAGAGGCGUGGCUGGUCUCGUUCUAGAACUCCCCAAAGGCAUGGCUGGUCUAGAAGCAGAAAUAGUGGGAGAUGGGGCAGGUCAAGAACCCCACCAAGAAGAGGGAGGUCACGUUCAAGAACCCCACCAAGAAGGGGCCGAUCUCGAUCCAGAACUCCACCCAGACGAGCAAGGUCUCGAUCCAGAACUCCACCCAGAAGAGGGCGAUCUAGAACCAGAACCCCUCCCAGGAGAGGGAGGUCAAGCUCUUCACCAAGGAGAGAGAAGUCGUUAAUUUCAGCAAGGCGAAGUAGGUCUGUGUCAUCUCCGGAUCGGAAGGCCUCCAGAAUUUCUUCAAGAAGAAGCCGAUCUGGUUCCUCCCCCCAAAUGAGAGAGAGGUCCAGAAAACCUUUGCGGCGUAGCCAGUCUGGCUCAUCUCCUGAAUCAAGGAGCAGAUUACGUGUUUCUCCCCGGCGCAGUCGAUCUGGAUCACUUCCAAAGGCAAAGAAGAAAUCACAGUUGUCUCCUAGAAGAAGUCGUUCAGGUUCAUCUCCAAGGUCAAGGAAGAAAAAAUCAAGAACACCAUCACGGCACAGUCGCUCUAGUUCUUCACCCAGGCUGAAAACGAAGUCCAGGUUAUCUCCACGGCAAAGCAGGUCUGGUUCUUCAACACCAAAAAAGAAAUCCAGAUCACCAGAAAGGCGAAGUCAAUCCAGGACACCUCCAGCAGUCAAAAAUAAAUCUAGCAUGUCCUCAAGGAGCAGAUCUGGUUCAUCUCCAAGACAUACAAAGAAGUUUGAGGAUUCUUCAGCAGUUGAAGAGAAAACUAAAAUGUCUUCCAGAAGAAGCCAAUCUAACUCACCUGUAAGACGUAGCAGGUCUGGAUCCUCCAGAAGGCGAAACAGGUCUGAGUCUUCUCCAGAGGUGAAAACCAAGUCAGGGUCCUCUCCAGGGCUGCAGAAGGAAUUAAGAUCAUCUCCAAGACGAGACCGGUCUGGUUCCUCUCAGUCAUCAACAAAAGAAAACUCAAUAUCCCCUCCAAGACGAACAACCUCUCCAGAACCAAAGUCUACACCCCCGUUGCAGCGAAGCCGAUCUGGAAGGUCUUUAGCAGCAAAAGAGAAGCCUAGAUCACCAGUCCGAAGGCAGAGCUUGUCUGGAUCACCUCCAGCUUUGAGGGAGAAAUCUCUUUCUCCUCCAAGACGAACUACAUUUGGAUCAUCUUUGGAACUGAAGAAGGAAUCCACUUCACCACUGGGAAAAUGUACAACCGGCUCUUUGGAGUUGAAGAAAUCCAGAUCACCAGCAAGGCGAAGCAGAUCUGGUUCCUCCCCAUUGGUCAAGGAGCAAUCUAAAUCUCCUUCCAGGAGCAAGUUGAAGUACUCUCCUGAGACAAAGAAAGUCACAUCACCGUUGAUUCAGGUCAGACCUGGGCUCUCCCCUCCAGCAGUGAGAGAGAAGUCUAGAUCACCUAUGAGGAGAAGUGGGUCCAGAUCAUCUCCUGAACUAAAUGGCAAAUCCAGAUCUCCCCCAAAACAAAAUAAGUCCCAAGAAAUAAAGUCAAAAUCUGGGUCACCUGCAAGGCACAACAAAUCAUUGGCAGUAAUGGAGGGAGCUGCAUCACCAUUCCAGAAAAGUAAAUUAGAUUCAUCUCCCCCUGGGAAAGAGAAAUUGAAGUCUCCACCAAGUCAAGGCCAGCCUGGGUCAUCAGUACUCACAGAGUCAAAGAUUCCAUCAAGGCGAAGUAGAUCUGGAUCUUCCUCUUCUUCCUCCUCCUCUUCUUCCUCCUCCUCCUCUUCCUCCUCUUCCUCCUCCUCUUCAUCAACAUCUUCUCCAGAAGACAAUAAAUCUCGAUCACCUCCACGACUGAGUCGCUCUGCAACACUUUCAGUCAACAAGAGCAAAUCUGUAUCAUCGCCAGCACACAGCAGGUCAGAUUCAUCUCCAGAACCAGACAACAGCACACUUCCAGCUGUUGCAAAGCACAACAGACCUGGAGCUUCUCCAGAAGCAAGUGAGACUUUGAAGGUUUAUCCUGUAGAGAAGAAAGAGGCACUCAGAGAUGCACCUUGGAGGAGCAGGUCAGGGUCGUAUUCAGAGGUUAAAGAGAAGCCAAGAAUACACAACAGUGAGAGCAGUUCAGAGUCUUCACCAGAACGAAAAGAAAAAUCUGUAAGCAGAUCUCCGUCACCUCCCAGACCGUCAGUAAAAUCAAGGACACCUGUAAGACGCAGGACAUCAAGGUCUCCACCCAGACCUAGAGCAAAAUCCAGAACUCCACCAAAGCGUGGUAGGUCUGGGUCACCACCAAGGCCCAGAGUGAAGUCCAGGACACCCCCCAGACGACGUAGGUCUGGAUCAUCUCCAAGACCACGAAUGAAGUCCAGAACCCCACCAAGGCGACGCAGGUCUGGUUCAUCCCCAAGACCACGAAUGAAGUCCAGAACCCCACCUCGCCGCCGUCGCAGAUCUGGAUCCUCCCCAAGACCCAGAAUAAAAUCUAGAACCCCACCACGACGUCGAAGGUCUGGUUCAUCUCCACGAGCCAGAGAGAAGUCUAGAACACCAAUUACAAGAAGACGGAGAUCUAUGUCACCAUUGAGCCCGAGACGGAAAUCUAGAACACCUCUGAGACAGAGGUCUAGAUCGCGCUCAAGGCAGAGGUCGAACACCAGCAUGCAUCCACGUAGAUCUGAAUCGUCAUCUCACUGUGACAACCGACCUCGAACCUCCUUGCGACGGGGAAGAUCUGGCUCUCUGUCAUGGAGGAGUCGCUCCCGUUCGCUCUCCAGGCGGCGAGACAAGUCUCGGGGCUCAUUACGGCGGGAAAGGUCCAUCUCAUCCCCAGGCCGAAGCUGCUCAAGAUCCCCUUCCCGUCAAGACAAAUCUCGCUUCACAUGGAAGGGUGAGCGCUCAGUCGCCUCACCUCGCAGAGGCCAUUCCCGAUCACCAGCACGGAGAGAGAUGUCUAGGCUGUCACCACAACGGAGUGCUACCAGCCGGAAUGCAUCCCGUUCACCUCCCAGAUUAGAUGCCCCACGAAUAACAGCAAGCUACAAAAGCACUGGGUCCAGAGUGUCUCCUGAUUUUCGGUCGUCUCCUGUGAGGAAGCAUUCCAGAUCAGGCUCCCGAGAAAUCUGCACCUCUCCAGGAAGGAAAUCCCGCUCUCCUCCUGUGCUGGAGAAAUACCCUAAGUCUGACACCCAGGAGAAGUCAUCAGCACCCUCGCUAUGGCACAGCAAAAGCAACACUGCCAUCCCUCGCACUCCAACUCCACCAUGUGAGGACUCUCCCAUAGCUCGAAAGGCCUUGUCUCCUGCUCCAUCUGCCGUGUCAAAGAAUGGCGGUUCCACGACUGUCCGAGACAGCCCUGGAGAUAGGAGUCAGGUCUUUCAUCCUUCCACAAUUAGGGAUGAAACAGCUGCUGGUGCUCCUUUGUCAGGGAGAAGCAGUUCCCAUGCAGACUCCCCUUCUCCUGUUAAAGCUCGGUCAUCGUCGUCCUCCUCUGAGUCCUCCAGCCCCUUGCCAGCCCUGGUUUCUGUGCUAGCCCCAGCCCCCAAAGAAGAGGAGUUUGUAUCUGAAGGAAAAGUAGCAGAGAGGCCUGCAGGGCGCCUCCCCACCCUGGAGGCUGAGCCACAGCUGGCUUCUGUUGCCAUGGAGGAGAACACCAGGAGCAGCUGUUCUACUGCCCCACAACUGGCUGUCCCCUCUCCACCACCCUCUGCUGCUUCAAAGGUGAAGAGAAGUUCAUCUGCUUCUUCCACCACUUCCUCUUCCUCCUCCUCCUCCUCUUCCUCAUCGUCUUCUGAUUCGGAUUCUGAAUCCAGCUCAUCUGAGUCCAUCCCCCCGGAUCAGCCGGCAAAAGACCUUGAGGCGGAGAUUGUACCAAAACAGCCACCAAGUCCAGUGCUGAAGGAGGCUAACCGUGAUGAGCAGCCUUUGGAAGUGGGCAAACGUAAGCGCCGUUCUCAGAGCUCCAGCAGUUCCAGCAGCAGCUCUUCCUCCUCUUCCUCUUCCUCCUCCUCCACAUCCUCCUCCUCCUCCUCUGCCUCCUCCUCAUCUUCAUCAUCCUCCUCCUCUGCUUCACCCUCGUCGCCUAAGACUGGAUCCCAGGUACCAGCCAAAGUGGUCCCCAAAAAGAAGCCGUCUCCAGAGAAGAGGAAGUCACGCAGUCCCCGGAAGCCUAUUGACUCGCUGCGUGAUUCACGUUCCCUCAGCUACUCCCCUGCAGAACGCCGCCGGGUAUCCCCUCCGGUCCAGCUGCCUUCAGCUCCAAGGGACCGACGCAGGGACAGGUCCAGGGACAGGUCCUCGCAGAGAAACAGACGAAGCAUCAGCAGGUCUCCAGGCCGGAAACGUCGACGCAAUUCCCCCAGCCCUCGAGUCCCCCGCCGCAGAACUUCAAGGUCCCCCUAAGCGUCUUGGAGAAUCUGGAAAGCCCUUGCCCUUGCAACCACAGACUGCACCACCCCAGCCUCCCACAGUGCUGUCCCAGGUGGGAGCCCCCUGCCUCCUGAAGCCCACUGGAAGCCAGUGUGUUUGCGUGGGGGGCCCCUCUUCAUUUGCCAUUGGCUUUUUAUUCUCAUUAGUUUUUUCUUCACUGUCCCUGUCUUUAUUGCCCAUCAUUUGUCGGCAGCUACAUUCCCCUCCCUGGACAUCUCUGCUCAGCACCCACCAGGAUCCGCCGUCUCUGCGCUCCUCUUCUUCCUCUUCCCAACAGUUGGUGAUGUUCAUUUGAUUUUUUUUCUCUCUCUCUCUUGUGAGCGUUUUUUCUGUGCGUUUUACAGCUAAAAUCUUUACUUCUGUGUUUUGAGAGAGGGGUCUCCUUUUUGUUGAUUUAGACAUAAAAGGUUUAAAUAAAAGAAAACACAAAAAGGGU